AUGUCCAAAUUUCUUUCUUUGCGUCGUAUGCGUCCAUUGGAAUUGAUAAAAACCGGCGAUUUCCCAUUAGUCUUGGGCCGACAUGUCACCAAUUCUUCCGCUCCGCCAAGCGUCUCGACGCGAGCAGGCCGGCGAGAAGUCGCGCUCCCUUCACAAGCGAAGCCCAAAUCGCUUGUCGAAUAUCUAGUCACUUCGCUCGACAUCAUCGCCGACUGGGGCCGCCAGGGCUCAAUGUGGCCUAUGACGUUUGGCCUUGCCUGCUGCGCCGUUGAAAUGAUGCAUAUUGCAGGCCCGCGAUACGAUCAAGAUCGAUUCGGAUACAUGUUUCGAGCUUCACCCCGGCAGGCGGAUGUCCUUAUUGUGGCCGGCACGUUGACCAACAAGAUGGCGCCGGCAUUUCGCCAGGUCUACGAUCAAAUGCCCGAGCCCAGAUGGGUCAUCAGUAUGGGCAGCUGCGCCAAUGGAGGAGGAUAUUAUCAUUACAGUUACUCUGUUGUGCGAGGAGCUGAUCGCAUUGUCCCUGUUGAUAUCUAUGUGCCUGGAUGUCCUCCGACGGCAGAGGCAUUGCUUUACGGAAUGAUGCAGUUGCAGAGGAAGAUGCGACACAGUAGAAAGGCCCGCGUAUGGUACCGCAAAUAG
Messenger RNA from Colletotrichum siamense, 639 nucleotides. RefSeq names its product NADH-ubiquinone oxidoreductase 19.3 kDa subunit. Gene Ontology annotation, biological process: aerobic respiration; mitochondrial respiratory chain complex I assembly; electron transport coupled proton transport. The record is from RefSeq and is a predicted model, not a curated record. NCBI's taxonomy places the organism in Eukaryota, Fungi, Ascomycota, Sordariomycetes, Glomerellales, Glomerellaceae. Gene Ontology annotation, molecular function: 4 iron, 4 sulfur cluster binding; NADH dehydrogenase (ubiquinone) activity; quinone binding. The transcript has 2 exons. Bases 1 to 639 code for a protein of 212 amino acids.